Molecule: messenger RNA, 687 nt
Organism: Cladocopium goreaui
Lineage: Eukaryota; Dinophyceae; Suessiales; Symbiodiniaceae
Source: the annotation of a GenBank genome assembly
AUGGCCCUUCCCAUGAAGAAGUCCGUGAUGAAGAGCAUGAAGGCAAUGAAAAAGACCACCGCGAUGAAAGCUCGAGUGAUGAAGAAGAAGGCAGUGAGCAAGAUUGCUCGAGGAAAGUCGGCAAAGGCCGUGGUCUUCAGGGGCAGCAAAGAGAAGACUGCAACAGGUUUCAAACAGACAGACUUGUUGAAGAACAAGCGCAACAAGGUUGUGACCAAGAAGCAGCAUGCUGCCGGCAAGAAAGCCUACAAAAACAUCUCCGCUUGGACCACCGCAGUGACAAAGGCCAGGAAGGAGUUGGGCAUCAAAGGCUUCUGCGCUGUGAACGGCAAGACAGCGCAGGGCAAGGCUCUCUAUGCCAAGGCCAAGGCCACCUAUGUUGUCUUCAAUUCAGCGCAGAUGAACCGCUAUGACUAUCCACGACACACGCUUGGGAUGCAUGCAGACAACGAACCUGACCUGGAUCGAGAUGCGCCCAUCGUUUCGGUGAGCUUCGGCGCUACCCGGGACUUUGUGAUCCAGGACAAGGGCAACGAGAGUCAGAAGUGGGUCGUGCCCCUGGCUGACGGUGCUUGGUUGGUGAUGGGAGGUGCCAUGCAGCAGAAUUACCUCCAUGGCGUGCCCCAUGGUGGAAUGGCUGGCACCCGCAUCAAUCUCACCUUUCGCGUCUGUAGACCUCGAGACUGA